UGAAAUGCCUGCUGUGCAAAAGACCUGUGGAGUAUUUUCUGCUAGGAUUUGCAAUUCCUCUACUGUUCCUCUACAGAAAGAACAGCUUUAUUUAUGUACGCUCAGUCACGUUCAAAACAAGAAAGAAAGAAAGAAACGUAAAAAAGAAAAAGGCGGUCGGAGCCCACAUUGCAAACAAUACUUACCAGCCUAAGUCACAGUUCUCCAUCACUGCCACUGGGUGUCGCCCCACAGCAUCUAAUAUCGGUCCUGUGCGCUUAUUCCGCCACCACCCCCCCCCCCCCCCCCCCCCUUUUGCCUUGUACUGUGUGUGCGUGUGUGUUGUGUGUCGGAUAGAAAGUCAGCCUGGUUUCCAGCUGAGUGCUUGCUCUCUCACAGUGUGUGUGUGUGUUGUCAUUAUUAUCCACUCUGCUCCCAGCUCAGAAUGGCCAGAUUCACUCAGACUGAAACAAGAAGGCAGCACCAUCCACAGCAGCCCCAGCCCGCUCACUCCAGCCUGGUUUUCACCGGACCGGGGGCACCACCGACCCAACAGCCACUACUACUUAUCCCACAUCAGCACCAGUACCCUCAGAUCACAUUUCCGAAACCCAUGAACGGGUCAGAACCCAUUUCAAUUCAUCCGGAGAGCGGCAACAUGAAAGACCAAGAUGCCAUUAAGCUGUUUAUCGGGCAGAUACCGCGGAACUUGGAAGAAAAAGACCUGAAACCGCUGUUUGAACAGUUUGGGAAAAUCCACGAACUGACAGUUCUAAAGGACCGAUACACCGGCAUGCACAAAGGCUGUGCAUUCCUCACCUACUGCGCUCGAGAAUCGGCCAUCAAAGCCCAGAACGCCCUCCAUGAACAGAAAACACUGCCAGGGAUGACUCGCCCCAUCCAGGUGAAACCGGCUGACAGCGAGAGCCGUGGAGAAGACAGGAAGUUGUUUGUUGGGAUGCUGAACAAACAACAGACUGAGGAGGAUGUUUACCGCCUCUUCGAACCCUACGGAGUCAUUGAGGAGUGCACAGUCCUAAGAGGUCCUGACGGAAACAGCAAAGGUUGCGCCUUUGUCAAGUUUUCCACGCAUACUGAGGCUCAGUCUGCAAUCAGUGCCCUCCAUGGCAGCCAGACCAUGCCAGGUGCUUCCUCCAGCUUGGUGGUCAAGUUUGCAGACACAGACAAGGAGCGCACCAUCAGACGUAUGCAGCAGAUGGUCGGACAGUUUGGCAUCUUUAACCCAGCCAUCGCCCUUCCCUUCAGCACCUACAGCUCUUACGCACAUGCGCUCAUGCAGCAGCAGGCAGCCAUCAUGGCAGCAAGCCACGGAGGUUACCUCACGCCUAGCGUGGCUUUCCCCGCCACACAGAUCCACCAGAUGGGGGCGCUCAACAUCAACAGUCUCCCACCCACCCCCAUGACCCCGGUGUCGGGUGAGUUUCAUCAAACCCUGGGCCUCAGUUCUCCACCAGCCAACAUCACCACCUCUGCUGUGCCCAGCAUCGUCACGCCGAUCGUCAACGGAUUCACCGGCAUCCCUCAUCAGCCCAACGGACACCCUGCUGUGGAGACUGUGUACACCAAUGGCCUGCCACCCUACUCCACCCAGAGCCCCACCGCUGCUGACACCCUCCAGCAAGCCUUCACAGGUGUACAGCAAUACACAGCGAUCUACCCAGCCACCACACUGACUCCCAUUGGCCAGACACUGCCCCAACCACCCCAGGUCAUCCAGCAGCAGCAGCAGAGAGAAGGUGAGGGUCCGGAGGGUUGUAACCUGUUUAUCUACCACCUGCCACAGGAGUUUGGAGACAAUGAACUCAUGCAGAUGUUUCUGCCCUUCGGCACCGUCAUCUCCUCUAAGGUCUUCAUGGACCGGGCAACCAACCAGAGCAAGUGCUUCGGCUUUGUGAGCUUCGACAACCCUGCUAGUGCACAGGCAGCUAUUCAAGCCAUGAAUGGCUUUCAGAUUGGGAUGAAGAGGUUGAAAGUCCAGCUAAAGAGACCGAAGGAUGCCAGCCGCCCUUACUGACACAGCCUACCUUCAGUAUUCAUUGCAGCAGCACAGGUUUUAGAGGACACAUGAAGAUAUCUCGGAGGAGUUAAACUUUUUUUCUUUGAAAGCAAAAUAUGUUUUAAAAAAAUCAACACAUAAGGAAUUUUUGAAGACAUAUCAGCAUUUACUUAUGAAGAUAUAGGUUACGGCAGAAAAAAGAAGAUGCAAAAGAGGAGGAGGAGGAGGAGGCGCUUCACCGGCGGACUUAACAGUAACAGAUGGCACAGAACAAGAAAGACGAGAAGAAAAAAAAACUGAAAAAACAUGUGAUGAGACUGAACAACAGAACUUUUUCUUGUUGAGACUUGAAUUGUUAAUUAAGCAACAAACUUACAAACAAAAAAGCAGCAACAACAAAUAGAUUUCUAUAUACAUAUUAUAUACACUUAUAUUUAAGGAAAGAGGCGCUUGUGGCUUUUACUGUACUGGACAAAUGAGGGUUAAAACUUGAAGAUCAAGAAAAACAGUGGAAAAAAAGAAGCUAUUCUAUAUGUCCACUGACAGACUUUCUUUCUCUUUCCCUCUUUCUCUUAUUCUCUCACCGUCUCUCUCAGCAAGCGCAAAACUAUGACUCUUGGAGGUCACUGAGGUUUCCAUUAUCAACAGUAGAACUGCAAAUCUUUCACCCCUAAGGGACCAAAGGACCAAACAUUUUUAUUGUUCUGAACAGUAAUAUAUAGUAUUAAUGAUACUAAUACUACAAACUACUACUAAUGAUAUUACAAAUUAAACUUAAGAAGAAAUACUAGCUUCAGGUUGAAAAAAAAAAGAGAAAAAGGGUUUUGGUUUCUUUUCCGUUUACAUUUAUGGCUACUGGGUUUGAGGAUAUUAAAACAAAACAGAAAAAAAAUGUAUAAAAAAAGACAGCUAUACUAAUUUAGUGGCGUAGAAUAUGUGGGUUAGAUAUUUAUUUGGGCAUGUUCAGAUAUGUUCUUUUGCCACUUGUUGCUUCAUCGCAGCAUUUCAUCUCGGGUGUGUGUGUGUGUGAUCUGUCGGGAUUAUUGUGUCAGCAGAAGAGGAAACGAGUCUCGUAGUGCCAAAUGUGACACGGCAACAACCUCCUAAACCAAACGUCAGUGAUCUACAGUGUAUUUAGCCAUGUAAUGCUGUCUUCUGUCCCUGUCAGCAUGUCGAAAUUCCAUAAUUGAAGCAAGGGUAAUUCCAUGUCACCAUUAAAGCCUUGAUAUUACAGAUAAUCUGACCAUAAAGCACUGUGCUAAAAGUGCCACCCGGCUGAGCUGAAUACGCAGCAGUAAAACAGCACAGCGUCUGUAAUAAUAAAAUAUACAAAUGAGCCUGACAGCAGUUGUAAAAAAUUUCCAUCGGCAUGUCACAGUGGUCCCUGCCGGGUCGUGCCCUCUCCCGCUGCCAAGCUCCUCCAGCUGCUCUCAGCAGGCGAGAGCAAGACUUCCCUCCUCUUUCUCUCCCCCUCCGCCCUCCUCCUCACCUCACCUCCAAGUGCCAGCAGAUCUCUCUCUUAAUAGGGACCAUCAGUUCACGGGGGCCAAGAGCUAACCCACAGCAUAAUUAGGAUAAUGGUAAUAUUGAUCAGAUGGGGAGCAGCACCGCAGGGCACAAGAUGCACAAUCAAUUAGACAUUGGCAUUUUGAAUGAAUUGACUGAGUGACAGAGUCCAUUUUUCUCUCAGUGGUUGGAUGGGAGUCUUUUCACCCCCUUGCUACUGUCCACUGUCUCAGAGGCGACCUCAGAUCUGACAGAGGCGACAUCUCCUGUGGGAUGUUUGAAAGACACUGAGAUCCAUGCCGUGAUUGCAGAGAAAUCAAAAGAUCUGAUCUGUAUAUAGUGUUUAGAGUAGAUUAUACAAGUUCUUCAGUGAAGAACAGCUGUAUAGUUUCUUUCCAAAGGGUAUAAUAGCACAGUAAGAGCUUGUACACAGUGAGGAACAGCCUGGCAUUACCAGCCUUAGGAGGUCAAAUUAAGAGCAAAAUGAUCCAUCAAUUAGACAGCAGCAGGCCUGUAAGUGUAGCUGCUACAGCUGCUGCUGCUGCUUCAACAACACGACAGCUUACCAUUAGCGCCGGUCACACAUGACUCCUACACAGUGUGGUCACGACACAUCACGCAGUAUCAGAUGUGAUUAAUUAACCAAAGUAGCAUCAUUGUGUUUUUUUUUUUUUUAAAAAAAAAGAGAGACACAAGUACAGUACAUCCGAGAUGAAAGCUGAGUUUAUCUGCUUUGUUUUUUUUAAGUCCAUUUCAAGCUCAGAUUUGUUUAACUUCAACAUCCAUCCAGUUGCCUUUUAGUUUGAAUUGCUUUUUUUUUUUUUCCCAACAUGCUCUUUGGUGACGCAGGUUGCUGUGAAGCGGCUUGCCCCUCAGGGCUCUGGGAGACCUCAGCGCUCUGAUCAUUGCUCUAAACUUUAGACACGUCAGUGCUUCAGUCAUCGAGUUACAGUGCUGUCCCUAUGGCCCCAUCACACAUAGGAAGAAGACAGGACUACUGUACCUUUGCAGUCUGGUUCAACACGUCAUCACCACAAUGGCUUCCCAGGUCCCGAUGACUGUACCUUUAAGAUCUACUUUGGUUUAGCUACUUUAUUCGUACAAUUACUGCUUCACAGGACCAGUAUUAUUAGAAAGUGGGAGUUUCGUUAACAAACACUAUCCUCUUUCACUGUAUAUUGUUCGGCUGCAGCGGAUACUUAAGGUAGAAAUGAAAUACUAGAGAAUGAAGAGUCUUUUGAAGAUGCCUUUUCUCAUUAUGAAUUGCCAAAUUAUGUAAACAUAUCCACUGCAUUUCCUCAUCCUUAACACUUAAAAUGUGUGCCAGAUGAAUUCUAGAAAAUUUAAGAAUUUCUUCUAAAUGUGUUAUUUUUCAGGAAAUACUGAUCAGUAGAACAAAAUAUUUGAUAAUGUGAUUGUAGUAUAGCAUUGUAGGAAAAGGGGUCAGUUCAGGCUGUAAUGACACAGAUGAGUGAAAAGAUUAGAUUCCAUAUAUAUUUUCCAGAAGACAGCUUCUUUUCCCCUUCCCUGAUGAGUUAGUGUUAGUUUCCUCUCUCCUGUCAGGGGGCCCAGCAGCUUUAGGAAGCUGUGAUAUAUGCUCUCCUUUCCCCAGGCCAUACAGGGCCUUAUAAACCCACUCGAAAAUCUUUUCUUAUGGGAUUUCUACUGGUGAGAAUUUUUUAAAUAAUUAAAAUCAAAUUAAAUUCGGCCUUCACAACAGCUUGGGUAAUGCAAAUUAAAGAUGCCAGCUGUGGCUGAAGUGUAAUGAGUUUGAAAAGAUGUUGAGUUAAUUUCAUUCUGCCAGGAAAAAAAAUGAAAUUUGAUCAAAUGCAAUUAAAAUAGUGAAGGUUUGUAAAUGGAGACGGCUUUAGAAGAGUGCAUAAGCAUGAACAUACAUAUCUAGGGUGAAAUGUAGAAAAGGGAAAGAAAAGUAAUGAAAUGACUGAAAUCCAAGAACAAUAUGAUGGAGUUUAACAUUUGAGCUGACUGAAAAUGCACUGGAAAAAAGACAGGAAAUAGCAGCACUGAUU
Messenger RNA from Scatophagus argus, 5532 nucleotides. It is a transcript of the gene celf5a, whose product is annotated as cugbp, Elav-like family member 5a. Gene Ontology annotation, biological process: mRNA splice site recognition; regulation of alternative mRNA splicing, via spliceosome. Gene Ontology annotation, cellular component: nucleus; cytoplasm; ribonucleoprotein complex. The transcript has 12 exons. NCBI's taxonomy places the organism in Eukaryota, Metazoa, Chordata, Actinopteri, Scatophagidae. The coding region runs from base 425 to 2014 and encodes 529 amino acids. The record is from RefSeq and is a predicted model, not a curated record. Gene Ontology annotation, molecular function: mRNA binding.